Messenger RNA from Symbiodinium sp. CCMP2592, 846 nucleotides. NCBI's taxonomy places the organism in Eukaryota, Dinophyceae, Suessiales, Symbiodiniaceae. The record is from the annotation of a GenBank genome assembly.
AUGCCGGGGCCGCGGACCGAGGCUCGUAGCUCCUCUGGGGAGGAGUCCGAGAAGGACUGCCCGACCCGAGAAGAGGCGGAGGCUGCAAAGGCGGCUGCAAAAGCCUCGCCAGGGCCGCCGGAGAGGACGGAAAUAGCCGAAGGAGUGCUGCAGAGCACGGCAGCAGAAGGGCCACCUGCCCCUGCGGAGGACGAAGAGGAAAAGCAAAAGAAGGAAAAGAGGAGGGCUGCCAGAAAGGAAAAAAAAAAGGCCGCCAAAGCUCGCGAGAAGGACUACGAGAAAAAAGUCAGAGACUUGAAGGACAGGGAGCAGGCUGUGAGGAAGAGGGAGCAGGAGCUCCGCGACCGUGCACGAACCCCAAGCGAGGAGAGCUCCAGCCGCCGCAGCGACAGCAGACGACGAUCUCGAGAUCCCCGCAAGCGGCCGGAGAGGCGAGCUGCUAGCCCCUCUCAGAGCAGCAGGGCCACUCCGAAGCCGGAGGUCCGCUUGACAGCCGCCGCCACCUGGUGCUGGUGCCCACGGGUUGGCGAACACAUGUGCCGCAAGUGGGUUCAGUCCCGAUGGGCCCUGGAGCUCCAGCAAAUGGAGCGAUCCCGCUCUCCUCGCUCACCUCCAGAUCUGAGGAGGCCUGCUUCGCCAAAGGGGCUGCCACCACAGGAGCGGGCACGGCGGUCCCAGUCUGUGGAGUUCGUGGAGCCGCCCAAACCAAGCACGGCAGCUGCACCGAGCACGGCAGCUGCACCGAUGGCAGCUCAGGCCAAAGCCUCGGCACAGGGCUCGGCACUCGAGGUGCUGUCCGUCAUGUUCCGUGUGGCGGACCGGGUCUUGGAGAGGGAGCACCCCUAA